This is a messenger RNA of Phlebotomus papatasi, 1603 nucleotides long. Its product is annotated as spliceosome-associated protein CWC27 homolog. The coding region runs from base 105 to 1574 and encodes 489 amino acids. The transcript has 2 exons. Gene Ontology annotation, cellular component: catalytic step 2 spliceosome. Gene Ontology annotation, molecular function: peptidyl-prolyl cis-trans isomerase activity. Gene Ontology annotation, biological process: protein folding; protein peptidyl-prolyl isomerization. NCBI's taxonomy places the organism in Eukaryota, Metazoa, Arthropoda, Insecta, Diptera, Psychodidae. The record is from RefSeq and is a predicted model, not a curated record.
AGCGCCGCGUGGUCAAAAAGUGUAUCAAGGAUUGACAAGGGAACGUUAGGGAAUCACGUUUGAGGGUUUUUCUUGGUGUUUCUGGCCAGGAAGACACCUUCAGGAUGAGUAGUAUUUAUAUUCAGGAGCCCCCCACCUCGGGGAAGGUGCUCCUGAAGACUUCCGUGGGGGAUAUUGAUAUUGAAUUGUGGUCCAGGGAAGCCCCGAAAGCUUGCCGGAACUUUGUGCAACUGUGCAUGGAGGGUUACUACAACUCCACAAUCUUCCACAGACUUGUAAAGGGGUUUAUUGUCCAAGGAGGGGACCCUGAAGGCAAUGGUUCAGGCGGAGAAUCGAUAUUUGGGGCUCCUUUUAAGGAUGAAUUCCACUCGAGGCUGCGAUUUACGAGAAGAGGGCUCGUGGCUAUGGCAAAUUCAGGUCCCAAUGACAAUGGUUCACAGUUCUUCUUCACUCUGGCAGCUACUCCGGAGCUCCAGAACAAGCAUACGAUCUUUGGGAAAGUAACAGGAGACACGGUAUUCAAUAUGCUGAAGCUCGAAGAGGGGCUCGUGGAUGAGGAAGAGAGACCAGUGUAUCCGCAUAAAAUAAUAAAAACUGAGAUUUUGCACAAUCCUUUCGAGGAUAUUGAACCUCGAGUGACCAGAAAGCCCGAGAAGGAGAAAGAGAAAAAAGAGAGUAAGUCCAGGGAGAAGGGCGUUAAGAACUUCGGUUUACUCUCUUUUGGCGCAGAAGCUGAGGAGGAUGAAGAGGAAACAAUGGAAUUUGUAAAGAAGUCUUCCGGAAAGGCUAAGUCCAUGCACGAUGCCGUUGAGGAUCCCAAGCUGAGCCGGGAAACACUCAAGGCGGAGAAGAGGGAUAAAUCAUCGACUCCGGACAUCGAGGAAGACCCCAGGGCAGCCAAAGAUGAAGAAGAGGUCAAAAAGACGGCCGAAAGUGUCAGGAACAAACUAAAAUCCACCAAAAAAGCCCAAAAAUCUCCAGAUAAACCAAUCAAGGAAGACUCCUCGGAUUCCGAUGCUGACUACGAUCUGUUCGAUGAGGAAAAGCAGCGCAAAGCCCAGAGGAAGAAAGACGCAGAGAGGAUUCGUGAGGAAAUCCUACAAGUACGCAAAGAGUAUCAGAAAGACAGGAAGCGCAAAAGUGAUCUCCUGGACAAGGAACGAACAGUCCAGGAGGAGAAGAAGCAGCGAAGUGAACUGCUGGAAGAGUAUCUCUCGGAAAAGGGCAAAUACGAUGCCCUGAAGAAAAACCAUCCCCGGAAAGGUGCCUCCAGGGAAAAUUUCACUCUCUCCCUUCUGGCCAAGUUCAAGAACAAACUCGAAACGAUGAAGGAAAAACACUCAGAAGCCCCGUCAGAGCCAACUCCUCCUGCAGAUGAUGAUGCUGACAUCCAGGGAGACGAUUGGCUUUCCCAUGAAUUGCAUUUUGAGGAGAAACUCCCAGUACUGGCCAAGGAUGCUGCUACGAAGCAAGAUGACUGGUACGAUGUCUACGAUCCCCGCAAUCCGCUCAACAAGCGACGUCGCGGGGACAAAGGCAGCGACAGGAGAAGCAGGCACGACAAAAGGCAUUGAAUCCAUUGAAUAAAUUAUUUUUUGUUCAA